This is a messenger RNA of Exaiptasia diaphana, 990 nucleotides long. RefSeq lists its product as uncharacterized. The record is from RefSeq and is a predicted model, not a curated record. Lineage: Eukaryota; Metazoa; Cnidaria; Anthozoa; Actiniaria; Aiptasiidae. The coding region runs from base 1 to 990 and encodes 329 amino acids. The transcript has a single exon. Gene Ontology annotation, molecular function: nucleic acid binding. Gene Ontology annotation, biological process: DNA integration.
AUGGGUAGUAUGUUCCUUGUUKUAAUAGACAGCUACUCUAAAUGGUUAGAGGUGUUGCCAGUAAAGUCUAMUAAUUCUAAAGCUACCAUACGUCACUUAGAGAAAUUAUUUACUAACUUUGGUCUCCCCGAGCAUAUCGUUUCAGAUAAUGGCCCUCAGUUCGCCAGUAGCGAAUUUGGAGACUUCUUGAAGAAGCAUGGCAUCCGACAUACGCUUACACCUCCCGGACAUCCCGCGUCCAAUGGCAUGGCAGAACGUUAUGUCAGAUAMUUCAAAUCUGCUUUGUGUAAGAUGGAGAAAGCACAAGGUUCUUUACAAGAGAAGUUGAAUCGUAUCCUCUUUACGUAUAGAUGUACGCCUCAUCCURCUACUGCUGAAUGUCCUGCAUAUCUGCUUAUGCACAGACAAUUGAGAACGAAAUUUUCAAGCCUUGUACCUUCCCUUUCAAGCCACAAGGAGGCUGAUAYAUUUGAACAGAAUACUAAUUGCUUACCCAGAUUCUCUGUAGGUGACAAAGUCUACGUACUGAACCUCCGUGCAGGUCCUCGUUGGCUACCCGGAAUUGUGAUUGAGGUUUUGCAACGGUCAUAUUUCGUGCAUGUCGAAGGAUAUCCAGUUUGGAAAAGGCACGAGCAUCAACUUCGACCAAAGUCUCUUCAAUGUAAGUCUGAUGAAGAUAGUACCAUUUUGCAGCCAAUUACUGUUCCUGACUACUUACCAGUACCAGCUCUCGAGGUACCACCGCUUCCACAGGAACCAAUUGGAAGUCCUCAGAAGGAACCAAUAACUACGCUGCCACAGACACUCACUGGGAGUCCUCAGAAGGAACAAAAGCAGCAACAGGUUCAACUCGAACAACCUACAGUCAGUCCCCGCAAUGGAAGUCCUAGAAAGGUAGAUGAUGCAACAGCAACCGAACAACCUUUACAGCCAAGAAGAAACCCUGUUAGAGAGCGCAAGCCUCCAACUAGAUUUGGGUUUGAUUAUUGA